GCGGAGAAAGCCAGCCGCGAAUAAAGAUCGCAGAACGGAAGCGACGAAAACCGCCGCUUAAUCGGGGCUAAAAAAACAAGUGUAGCACACAAAUUCAAAUGUUUGCUGUGCAGUGAGUGUGUGCAAUUGUGUGCGAGCGUCACCCAAAUAAACAGCGAAAAUUCAAUUUGCUGAAGAGAGAAAGAGAGGCUGGGCUGUUGUUGUUGCCGCUGCAUGUGGCAUGCCCAAAAAUCAGCUGGCCCCGUCUGGCCUCUCGCUUGCUCUCGCACGCGGAGCGUGUAGACCAGUGUAAAAGGCGACGUAGCUUUUCCUUUUUAGCGUACAUUCUGUACGUUCUGGACACUCGGCCUAUCUCUCUUUUUCCAGGGCCACACUGUGCUACAAAUGUGAAAACUCGUUUCGUUUUACAUCGCCCGCUGAUUCGGUUUUUUCUGCUGUCGCGUCACGCCUCGUCUUUUGUUGCAGUUGUUGCUGCUGCUUUUGCUUAAUGCCCCUUUCAUUCAUAGAAAACGGUCAGCGGAAAAACAACAAAAGCAACAGCAGCGCGAUUUCUUUUAUUUUCGCCCAAACGAGCGGCCGAAGAGCCAACAUAAAAAUCAACAAAUUCAAAACACAAAGCCAAAUCAAAAGAAAUCAAAUUUCAAAUUCGUGCGGCCACCGCAUUAACAACAACAACCACAGUAAAUAUCGAAAGAAAGAGAAUUAUCAAAAUCAUCAUUAGCAGCAGCAGCACAAAAUUUGAAAAUUGCCUUGCUGUGUGUGUGAUAUAUUUCCCCACAAGGACACCACGCUUCUAACUAACCUCAGGUUACUCCAAACACAAGCGAAGUUUUUUUCGGAAAUAGCAAAAUAAAAAAGCUACAACAUGCGCUUUGAGCCGCUGGGCCAGAAGAUGUUCACCCGCCGUAAUUGGCUGCUGCGCUGCAGUAUCCUGAUCAACGUGGCGGUGAUCUUGUACAUCGGCAGCCAGCUGAUGAUCGGCGGAGGUAACAGCUUCACGAACGGAGGCAGCUUCCUGCUGCAGGACCAGCAGCCCGUGUCGAUCCUGCAGGUGAACUCGGCCUCCUCGGCGGCCCAGGUGCAGCAGCAGCCUCCCACACCCAAGAACCAGAAUCAGAACCCAAACCAGAACCAGAAUCAAAAUCAGAAUCAGGCGGCGGAGAUCUUCGAGUCCGAGGAGAAGCUGCUGGUCAACUCCAACGCGGACUCCCCAGCAGCAGGUGCGGCGGUUCAGGCUGCGGAUAGUGCGGCGGGUGCUCCGCAGGCGGCGAGUGACGGCGAUCCCUCGCAGGUGAUCGGGAACAUUGGGCAGGCAGGGUCCGGAGGAAACGCCGAGGCGAACAACACCCAACCAGACGGCGGCUACAUCGUCACCGGGGACGAGAAGGAGCUGGAGGAGCGGGUACGCUCGCUGAUCAAUUGCCUGGACCACGACUACCACCAACAAACGCUGCAGCGGGGCGACUUUUGGGUGCUGCAGAACUACGUGCGCGCGGAGCACGGGGAGAUCAAGUGCCACGAGUCGAUCACGUACACGACACACGCAGACUACACCUUCCUGGACAACCUGGUGCCACUGCUGGAGCGCUGGAACGCGCCCGUGAGCAUAGCCAUGCACGCCCCCGGCACGGACUUCCAGCCCACGCUCGACUCGAUCCGCUACCUGCGCGACUGCCUGCCCGGCAGCCACCUGGUGCGCGCCUACACCACCUUCCACGUCUACUUCGGCACCAAGCACAUCCCCAAGGCGGUGCCCAAGCCGCACGAGGUCCUCAAGACGGGCUACAACUGCACGCUACCGCCGCCCUACUUCAACGUCAGCUCGGGCCACCUGUACAAGGCGCAGAAGAAGCUCCUCUACCCUGUCAACGUGGGCCGCAACAUCGCCCGCGACUCGGCUCUCACCCACUUCAUCCUGGCCUCCGACAUCGAGCUGUAUCCUAAUCCGGGCUUGGUCAAGAAGUUCCUUGAGAUGAUUGCCCGCAACGAGCAGUACCUGCGACGCAAGGCGCCAAGGGUAUUCCCACUGGCCAUCUUCGAGGUGGAGGAGAACUCCCCGGUCCCGCACGACAAGACGGAGCUACAGGAGUUCUUGCGCACAGGCAAAGCUAUUCCCUUCCACAAGCGGGUGUGCGCCAGCUGCCACGGAGUGCCCAAGUCCAAGGAGUGGAUGUCGGCCAACGAGACGGACGAGCUCAGUGUGUUCCACAUAGGAAAGCGAACUGGUUACUACGUGCACUGGGAGCCAAUCUACAUUGGAACCCACGCGGAUCCCCAUUACGAUGAGCGGCUAAGCUGGGAGGGAAAGAGCGACAAGAUGCCCCAGGGUUAUGCGCUGUGCGUGCUGGACUACGAGUUCCACAUCCUGGACAACGCGUUCCUGGUGCACAAGCCGGGCAUCAAAGUGCUGAAGAAGGACAACCGGAGGGCCAUGCUGUCUGGGAAGACGAACCAGCUGAUACGGAAGAUCAUCUACCCAGAACUGAAGAUCAUGUACGGCAUGCGCAAGGGAUGCGCGAUAUAGUAACUAGUUCUGAAACCGAGCUGAGCUCAGUCCCGACUGAAGGGGAAGGAGGCGAAGGCGAAAAGACUACAACCCACUUCACUACUGCUAUUUGCAAUUCUAUAGAUCGCUAGCGAUUCAAAUUCGUCGGCAGCGUUGGAUCCGCACUGCAAGUGUGUGUUUCCUAGCUGGAGACUUAGCCCUAGGACUAAUAGGUAUUACGUAGUUAGCUUUAGCUUAGGUCAGUCGUGUAACGUCAUUGGGUUUUUCCUAUGUUGGGUUAUCUAAUUCUACUCCUCAGAGCCUUGAAAGCGUGGCUUUAACGUAGUUUCUGAUUAGCUUUUGGUUCCUCGCUGCAUUUCAUUCUCCAGCAGACUUCUAAGCUGAAAGUAUCCUUUUGUAAAAGUAAGGCAUCGGCGCCCAGAGCUAAUGUAUACUUCCACGAACCUUAUGUAAAUAGCAACACACUUGGGCCACUUAUCGGACCUUCCUCUCUCUCUCUGGAACACAAACUAGAGACUUGAGAUCUAGGGGUUUUUACUCAUAGGCAGUCAUUAUCCGUUAAUUUGAACAUAGGCCGUUAACUUAAGUUUAUCGUUAUUUAGCUGAAUUUUUCACACGGAUCCAUUUACGAGUUAGAGCUAGUUUUCUGUUUAUGGAUUUUCCUCUUUCAAUACUCAACAGAUAAAGUGAAAGCAACAUUAUUUUUGAAUACAAGGGCCAGAUCCUAACCGACAUCAGAAAGAACAGCAGUCUUACCAUUUUGUGUCUCUGUAUUUGCGUAAUAAGGGUAUAGGCUUAAAAGUGUUUUCUUGGCAAUGUAGACUUACUGCAAGACCAAAUCGUAGAUUAGACCGUUAACGGGCCAAACAAUUCCAACGUUAAUUAUUUGACUUGAAUAGCAGAGUAGGAAUCAUUGAAUUGGACGUAUUAAUAGACUUCGAGAGGUAAAUCGUAAUAGUAUAAUGAUAAAGUUAAAAGGCUAAAGACAAGUUUCAACAAAACACAAUUACUAUUAAAAUUUAUACAGAAACACACACAUUGAGAAUUGAUUUGUUGACUUACCGCACUGAAAGGUAGGCAGGCAAUUAUUGCAAUUGAAACCACAUUUCAAUAGGCAUAAAUGCGAACCGUGAUAUUUGUACUAGUAAAGCGAUAUGGAGAUGUUAAAACUAAUUGAUAAGAAACGAGAGGGAGAUCACAAACAGAGAUCACAAGCCCCCGCAUUAAACUUAACCUAACUUUAGUUUUGUAUAUGUUUUUUAUUAGUGUUGAACAUUAAGUCAAACUUGUGCACAUAUAAAUGUUAAAAACAAUAUUGUGAACUCGAAUCCGCGAUUCGAUUCCAAGAGAAAUGCUGAAGGUUUUUGUUGCGUAGGCCUUAUCGAAAUAAAUAUAAAUAAUAGAACUAAGCUGUCGAUUUUAGAGAGUUUAGAGUAUAUUAGAUCUUACUGAAAUACAGAAAGUUUUACGUAUGUUGUUGGAAAUUUAAUAAAAGUACGUUUUGAGAGUGACUUGGGAACAACAUACACAAUUGAUGUUUGUAUUUAUUUGACUUUAGUACUUAAGCAACGAUUUAGCUGAUACCGAUUAGCAGAUCCAGUCUUAAAUUUAUUCGCUCAAACAGAUUGGUUCCAUUAUAUAUUUUCCAUUAAUAAGACUAAAAUAUCAGUAAACCUAAUGAAAGUUGUUAAAAGUAGCUUAGAGCAGAAAAAAUACAAUUUGAAUUAAAGAAUAUAUUUGUAUGAUGUAAUGUAAAGUGUAAAAGUGCCUUAGACAAAUCGAAGAAUAUGAAAUAUUUAUAAAAACCAUUAUCAAUGCAGCUGAGUACUUCCUGAGUUUACUUUAAUUUUCCCAUCGUUUUGUGUUCAGAACGGCGAAAAAACGCAUACAGCACAUUUGUGUAUUUAUACAAAUAAAAACUUUGGCAAACUAUGGCCGUCAUAUGUAAAACGCUAAA
Messenger RNA from Drosophila ficusphila, 4463 nucleotides. Its product is annotated as beta-1,4-glucuronyltransferase 1. Lineage: Eukaryota; Metazoa; Arthropoda; Insecta; Diptera; Drosophilidae. The transcript has 8 exons. Bases 866 to 2524 code for a protein of 552 amino acids. The record is from RefSeq and is a predicted model, not a curated record.